AUGGUGAGCGGCGAUUCUGCUAGAAAGGGGAAGCGGCACAGGGCACCGGCACCGGCACCGGCAGGUGCGUUCCCCGAGGUGGCAGCGGCAGGCGCAGCAAGCAACGACGCCGAAGUCAACAGUAGCAGCCGGAAAAACAAGAAGAAGCGGAAAAGGGAGCAACGCCAGGCCCUGGAAGAUGAAGGAGAGAGACAAGUCGAUGCUGCCGCUGAGCCGCAGCGCGCAGCCGUAGACGCCAAGCGGAGCAAGAAGAAGAGACGGGAGCAGCAACAACACCAGCCGCUCAUAUGCACGUCUAAGGUCGCAGAGUACUCUGCUGGAACCAGCGAUGACAAGGGCACCGCUGGCACACCGGUAAAAAGAGAGACCAAAUCGAAGAAGAAGAAGAGAAGAGACAAAGGCUCGCUUCGCCACGACCAAGACCACGUUCCGCCAUCAGCAGAUGAAGAAACUUCGCCCGACAACGACAACGAGAGCCCGGUCCUAGAGGGCAUCGUCCACGACGGCGCGAUGUACCUCGUCGACGCGCGACGGAGAGUCUUCUCGGCCCAGCGGGACGAGCAAGGCGGCCUAGUGGAGGUGGGCACCUUCGACGACAAGGGCGGCAAGGUGAUCAUGAUCGAAGAGGAGGGAUCACCGCCAUCUGACAGUCCCGCCAACAAUAACGCCUCGCUCGCGGGGGCGGCGGCAGCGGCUGAAGCAGGGUUGAUAUCGUCGCCGCCAUCGGCGUUACACCGCGACCCUGCUACAAAAACGGACGCGACCGAAGCCGGAAACGGCAAGGCGAAGAAGAAAAAGAAGCGAAAAAAGAAGAAGGGGACGGCGGCUGGUAGUAGCGAAGACGUUGCUGCUUCUGUCGGGGCAGAGGCAGAGAGCGUUGUGGUGGAGUACCCGUUUGAGGUCGAGGAGUGUGACCAUUGCGAGACGAGCGAGCGGGCGUACUCCGACAUUUCGCCGCUUCUCUCGGCGCUGGCCGCGGAACUGGGCAAGCCGCCGGAAGACCUUGUGAUCUACGACCCUUACUAUUGUCAGGGGUCCACCGUCGGGAGGCUGGCCUCGCUCGGCUUUCCUAGGGUGCAUAACCGUAAGGAAGAUUUCUACGAGGUGGUCAAGAACGGAAAUAUACCGCAGCACGACGUGGUUGUGACCAACCCGCCUUUCAGCGGAGAGCACAUGCCCAAGAUCCUCAAGUUCUGCGCUCGCCAGGGUGCGAAGCCCUGGUUCCUCCUCCUACCAAACUACGUCUAUCUCAAGGACUACUACGAGCCGUCCUUGGGUCGCCGUUCAGGCCAGGGGGCGACGCGGCCGUUCUACCUCACCCCCCCCAAGAGGUACAUGUACUACAGCCCCCAGGGAUCGAGAUUGAAGGUGAAAAGUUCAGAACGGAAAACAUCUCCCUUCAACACCUUCUGGUACAUCCACCUUGGUGACUGUGCCGUCACCUCGAAGAUCCUUCAGUCGUACGAUGCCGCAUCGAGGAAGCUGGACAUCAACGCAAGGUGCUGCGUUGCUAGGACGACCCAGCAGAUUCCGUACAAGAUGAUGGACUCCAACGACCCACGCCGAAAGAAAGCCAGAGAUCGGCAGCGCAGUAUCGAUAGGAUUCGCAAGAAGAAGAACGAAUGGAUAGUCUAAUCGGUUUCAUUUCCGUUUCGCCAUGCUGGUGGUGGUGAUUGUGGGCAAGGUUUUGUGGCACGCAGUUUCCUGAGUGGUGUUAUCUUGAACUUCCGUACAGCAGUGAGUGGUAGACUAUCUCUUGUUUUGUUACGUGUGGCGCAUACUGAUUUAUUGGCCCCACCGUACGGUGAGCUCUUU
Ectocarpus siliculosus is the source of this 1815-nucleotide messenger RNA. The record is from the annotation of a GenBank genome assembly. Lineage: Eukaryota; Phaeophyceae; Ectocarpales; Ectocarpaceae.